UUCCGUACUUGGCAGGCGGCAUGGCAGAGUCGGCGGGUGGCUUUGUGGCUGCCUCGGGGUGGCUUUCAGCUCCGGAGCUGAUUCCUACGUUGGGGCGUCUGAGCGACACAGCCCCGCUGCCGCCCAAUUGGAUGCUCUGGGCCAUGUUGCCACCGCCUCCACCCCCUUCGUCGCCUCCCGCAGGAGGGUCGCAACCUUGCUCGGAGCAGCCCCCGGCGGUCACCGGGGCACUACCCGUCUUCGACAGCCAGAUUCUUCCGGGGGCUCAGUCCCCCUUCGACACCCAGUCCCGCCUCGAUUCGCAGCCUCAGGUCAACGGCCAGCCUUCCUGGGGUUCCCAGGCUUCGACAUCAUGGCCCUGGAGACAGUCUCCUGGUAGUUUCCUUUGGCAUCAGAAAGCCCACGACACUCCGGUUAAACAUUCUUAUUUUCCACAAAAAUAUGAUGCAAAGCUUACUGACUUCAGCUUCCCUCCCAGUAGAAAACAUAAAAAAAAGAAAAGAAAAGAACCCGUUUUUCACUGUUUUUGUGAUACCUGUGAUCGUGGUUUUAAGAAUCAAGAAAAGUAUGAUAAACAUAUGUCCGAACAUACAAAAUGUCCUGAAAUUGAUUGCUCUUUUAGUGCACAUGAGAAGAUUGUCCAGUUCCAUUGGAGAAAUAUGCAUGCUCCAGGUAUGAAGAAGAUCAAGUUAGACACUCCAGAGGAGAUUUCGAGAUGGAGAGAAGAAAGGAGAAAAAACUACCCAACGCUGGCCAAUAUUGAAAGGAAGAAAAAGUUAAAACUUGAAAAGGAACAGAGAGGUGCAGUAUUAACAACAACACAGUAUGGUAAGAUGAAGGGAAUGUCCAGACAUUCACAGAUGGCAAAAAUCAGAAGUCCUGGCAGAUAUCACAAAUGGAAAAAUGAUCGACUUGGACAGAGAGCAGCCAUUGGAUCAGGCCACUGCUUGUGUGACUCGAAGUCUGAAGGUCCUUCUGAUUUAAAUGCAGACCCUCUGAGUGUUUUGGUAAAUACUGAUUCUGAGUCUGAUAAAGAAGAGAAACCACAAAGUACUGUCAUACCCAAGGAAGUGACACCAGCCCUGUGCUCACUAAUGAGCAGCUAUGGCAGUCUCUCAGGGUCAGAGAGUGAGCCAGAAGAAGCUCCCAUUAAAACUGAAGCAGAUGUUCUGGCGGAAGACCAGAUUCCUCAUGGCGAUACUCCUAAAAGAUCAAGUCAAGAUGUUAAAGCAACUGUUGGAACUUUCUCAGAAGCCAAAUUUAAGAGUCAAAAGAAAAGUUUCAAAAAGACAAAUCCUAACAGGAAAAAAGAUUAUCACAACUGUCAUCCAUUAUUUGAACCAAGAACACAUCAUCCAUAUCUCCUGGAAAUGCUUUUAGCUCCAGACAUUCGACAUGAAAGAAAUGUGAUUUUGCAGUGUGUUCAGUACAUCAUCAAAAAAGACUUUUUUGGACUUAAUGAUAAUUCUACAAAAACUGAAGUUGUGUAGUUACUUUUUUGGUUUACUGCAACAUAUCUUCAAGUAAGUAAAUGUUUACACCUUAAAAAAACUGGGGGGGGGGUUUAGGGUCUUAGGUUCAAAAUAAUUUCCCCUCAGAUUUUAAAUUGUAACAUGAUUGUUUGCUAGCAUCCAAUAUUGCUGAUUAAAAGUCAGACACUAAUAUGACUCUCUCUGUUUAUUGGUAAAAAACUUUCUUUUUUCCUUAUGAAAAAUUUUUAGGACUUUUGUGCUUGGAGUUCUAAAAUUUCAGGGUGCCUAGGUGUAUGGGUAUGUGGGACAUUUGUCAUUUAUUCUACUGACCCCAUUGUUUUUUACCUUGAAGAAUUCUACCAUUCUUGGAUUAAGGGCAGUUUUUAAAUGAUUAAAAUUUUUUUUUAACCAUUUUAUAUGCUUCGUUUUUCUGGCACUUUUAUCAAGUGAAUAUGGGACCUCCUGACUUGAUCCUCUGUCAGUUAACUUUUAUUUUGUCUUGAUCUUUUUUCUUUGUUCUGAAAGAUUUCUUUGUCUUCCAGAUCAUUAGUCCUUGUCAGGUGUGUCUAUUAUGUUAUUAUUUAGCUUUUAAGUUUAGUAAUUUGCUUUUAAAUAGUCAAGAUAGCUGCCUUGUUCUAAGUUUUUAAAAUAAACGUAGUACCCUUACAUUGCUGAGGAUACUGAUUAGAUUUUUCAGAUUUUUUUUCCUAGUCCUUGAAUUACUUGUUUUUUUCCCCCAUUGAUUGUGAGUCUUCUGUUUGUUCAAUUUACUAAUUACCUGUAUUGCUAUUUGUUGUUCUUAAAAGAUCAUUCUUACAUGUGAAAGAGAUUCACUUGAUGAAUGUAUUGGUAGUUGGUGUAUAUUUUUCCCACAUUUGUAUGAGCCUUUCUUUCUUCAAAAGACAUUUACUUUGAGAAAAGGCAGCUUGUUCACACAAACCUUUUGUAAUAAUACCCACAUGGGUAGUGGGCAGAAGAGCUAGGUUCUUGUCCUAUCCUCCAAUCUCUUUGCCAAAGUGCUGUAUUCUGAUGGUGGAGCUCUUCUUCCCUGGGCAGAACUAGCUCCCACUCCCACCAACCACAUGGUUUAGGAAGUGAGCAAGGUUAGGACCAACUGUCACGACUGGAGGCCUCCAACUUUUCAUGGCUGCUGACUCUGAGCUUGGAGUAUCCCUGCAAUUGGUUUUACCUCUCUGCGAUUGUUGUCCCUGGGCCUGGUUUGAGCUAAGGGUUUCCUCUUUUGUUUCUUGUAAGAUUGCACAACCCUACCUCCAAAGGAGGUUGGGAUGUGGCCUAAGAAUUUGCCUUUCUAAUGAGUUUCCAAGUAAUUUUCAUGAAGUUUGUCUGAGGGACCACAUUUUGAGAACCACUCUAAGGAACUUAAGAGGAGUUUGUCAAAACCACUGAUAUCCUAAUAUCACCCUUAAUCUUAUAUUCCUUCACUGUUGUAACUCUUCAGUUCUUUAAAGUAUAUCAUUUCAAGGAAUUUGAAGCAGAGGUCAGAAGUAGUCUGGACUCAUAACUGAAUAUCUUCAUUCAUUUUAUUCCUCAGUUUUUAAAGUAAGCUUCUUUGUUUAAUUUUUUUCUGACUUUUUAAAAAGCAUUUUAUUUUGGAAAUUUUCAAACAUAUGCAAAAGUUUAGAGAGUAAUGAAGUAACAUUCCCUAGUGUAAUGUAAUAACUGAGCAUCAUACAGCUUCAAUAAUUUAUUGAUCUGUGGCCAGUCUUGUUUUCAUAUAUUACUUACCCAUUCCUCUUCACCCUCCCCACCCACCUGAGGUUAUUUUGAAGCAAAUACCCAGUCAUCAUUUUAUUCCUAUAUAUUCCAGUAUCUAUCUCAAGAAGGUAAGGACUUCAACUAUCUAAUAAGACAGUUUCUAUAACUUUUUAAGAUAACAUAAUAAUAAGAUCAUUCUGUGUAUUCCACCUGUGCCUUGUUUUGUGUAUCAAAAUUACCAUAUUGGAAAAUUAUAUUUUGGACAUCUUUUUUUAUUGUAUUUACUAUAGUUAUUAAUUUUUCUCAUUAAAAAUAAACAUUUAAGCCCUGAGUGGUGUGGCGCAAUUGGCUGCAUGUCACUCCUCAAACUGAAAUGUCCCUGGUUCAAUUCCUGCUCAGGGUACAUGCCUGGGUUGCGGGCCAGGUCCCCAGGGUUGGGGGUCUGGGAGAGGCAGCCAAUUGGUAUUUCUCUCACAUAUCCAUGUGUCUUUCUUUCUCUCUUUCUCCUGUCUUUCUAAAAAUAAAUAUAUAAAUACAAUCUUUUUUUUUUUUAAUUAAUUAAAUUUAUUUAUUUUUUUGAAUUGAUUAUGCUGUUACAGUUGUUCUAUUCCCCCCUCCAUUUCCCUCCACCCUGCCCCCCCAACCCCACCAUUACCCCCCUUUAGUUUAUGUCCAUGUGUCUCAAGUCCUUUAGGUUCUAUAUUUCCCAAACUAUUCUCGCCCCCCCAUCUAUUUUCUAUCUACUGUCUAUGCUACC
Messenger RNA from Artibeus jamaicensis (Jamaican fruit-eating bat), 3945 nucleotides. It is a transcript of the gene NUFIP1, whose product is annotated as nuclear FMR1 interacting protein 1. Bases 21 to 1490 code for a protein of 489 amino acids. Lineage: Eukaryota; Metazoa; Chordata; Mammalia; Chiroptera; Phyllostomidae. The transcript is spliced from 11 exons. Gene Ontology annotation, cellular component: nucleus. Gene Ontology annotation, biological process: box C/D snoRNP assembly. The record is from RefSeq and is a predicted model, not a curated record. Gene Ontology annotation, molecular function: RNA binding.